CACGCGGACGGACGGGUGUUGCGGGAGCAUCAGGCCAUGCAGAAAGAGGCUGGGGACAGCACGGCGUCCCCCACGGAGGAUCACCCUGACACAGGCUCCUCGGGGGACAUCAAAGCCAGCUUGCGGGCUACGUUGUUCACCCCAAAGCCUCCCCGGCAGCCCAGGCUGGAGCGCGCGGCGUCUCUAGACGAGCAAAGCUGGCGGCGGCGGAGGCGGCGGCUGUUGAAAACAAGCCAGGAGAGCUUGACGGACCCCAAUGAGACCAGCUCCUCCAACGGGUCUCUCCAGGAAGCGUCCCCGAGCCCUCCCGUCGUGAGCAGAGGAGCGUCCCUUGGCACCCCUUGGCAUCCAGGCUCCUUGCGGGACGCCGUGGAAACGAGCUCCUUCGGGAAGAGCAAGGGAAGCGGGUCUGACUCGGAGAAAGAAGCCUUCGAGCAAGGAAAGGCGCUUUCCGGCGGCAAACCCCGACUGCCCCAAAUCGCGCCUCCUCGAGCUCUGCCCCCGAUGGAGAUCGACGUCGUCUCGCGCGCGCUGAGGACAGCUCAUCGGAUCGACUCGGAUUGCACGGAUUACCGGCGCGGCUCUGGGAGCAAGCUGGCGAGGCAGAGCGGCGGCAGCCUGAGCGACACCAGGCUGCACGGCAGCGGGAUGGUCUGCGAUAGCUGCUCCACGGACUCCAUGAAGUCGUCGUUCAGCCUGCUGGCCCCCAUUCGCGCCAAGGAUGUUCGCAGCAGAAGCUAUCUGGAAGGCAGCCUUCUUGCAAGCGGGGCACUGCUGGGAGCAGAAGAACUGAACAGAUACUUCCCUGAUCGGACCAUUGGCAUUUUUGUGGCCACCUGGAACAUGCAGGGCCAGAAGGAACUGCCAGAGAACCUGGAUGACUUGUUACUGCCCACUGACCCUGACUACGCCCAGGACAUGUACAUCAUUGGAGUUCAAGAAGGCUGUCCAGACAGGAGAGAGUGGGAGAUCCGUCUCCAGGAGACGCUUGGGCCCCAUUACGUCAUGCUGUUCUCGGCUGCACAUGGCGUGCUCUACAUGUCAGUCUUCAUACGGAGAGACCUCAUCUGGUUCUGUUCAGAGGUGGAGUAUUCCACUGUGACAACGCGGAUCGUGUCUCAGAUCAAGACGAAGGGAGCACUGGGGAUCAGCUUCACCUUCUUUGGGACCUCGUUUCUCUUUAUUACAUCCCACUUCACAUCUGGAGACAGCAAAGUGUAUGAGAGGAUAUUGGACUAUAAUAAAAUCAUCCAGGCCCUGGCACUUCCCAAGAAUGUUCCCGAUACAAACCCUUAUCGGUCCAGCCCUUCUGAUGUCACAACUCGCUUCGAUGAGGUGUUCUGGUUUGGAGACUUCAAUUUCCGGCUAAACCAGGAUCGAGAGGCUGUGAAUUUAAUCCUGAACCAGAACCUGGAGAUGGACAUGUCCAAGCUACUGCAGUAUGACCAGCUCCUUAAAGAAAUGAAAAAUGGGUCUGUUUUCAAAGGGUUCCAAGAGGCUGCCAUUCAUUUCCAUCCUUCCUAUAAGUUUGACAUUGGGCAGGACUGCUAUGACACCACUUCCAAGCAGAGGACACCUUCGUACACGGACCGGGUCGUGUACAGAAGCCGUCACAAGAAUGACAUUCAUGCUGUGAAGUACUCCUCCUGUCCCAUAAUCCGGACGUCCGACCACAGGCCAGUGUACGGCUUGUUCCGCGUCAAACUGAGGCCUGGCAGAGACAACAUCCCACUGGCAGCGGGGCAGUUUGACAGAGAACUCUAUUUGAUUGGGAUCAAGAGGCGAAUUACGAGAGACCUGAAGAAACGGCAGGAGCUGAAGGACCAGAAAUCCAGCAGAGUCUGUACUGUGUCCUGACCUUGGUGCCCAGCAGUGCACCUGUCCCAGGGGCCACAGGGAGGACUGCAGAGCGAGGUAAUGGUUGCAGCGGUGCAAGCGCCAUUCAUGGGAAGGGCUCUUUGUCGGAGCGCUGCUGAUGGUCACUGUGGCUUACCAAGAAGGCCACAGCUCUUCAGGACAGCUGGCCCUGUUUAUUCCAUCAGGUCACUUCUCUCGCCGCUUUCUUGGCAAGCAGCAAGAUUCAGCUGGUUGAUCUGAGGCUGGGCCAAAGACUAUGUAGUGGCUAUACUGCCCAAGGAACUGAAUUCAGCCAGAGCAGCUGCUCCAAGGGUAUUUCAGUUCUAUGUUUAGGCUAGUGUGGUCAGACCAGCUGCCCAGCAAACCUCCUCCUCAGAAGAGCACUGAUGUGAGCUGGUGGCUGCCUCACCUAGAGCCAAAUGCACAGUAUUUUGUAAAAUGCCUAGGGGACCAGCUGCAGAAUUGCAGCGGUUUCUUGUUCAUAACAUGUUUGCAUUUGUGGCCCACUCCCGCAACUUUGGGUGAAUGUACAGUGAUAAGGCCUUGGGGAGCAGCAUGUAUUUUGUACUCCUGUUUGUUCCUAAGAGGAAAAUGGCAUUUUCAAACCAGCACAGGCCCUUGGAUAGAGUCAGACUUUCUGAGGCAAUGUAUUCAUUCCCAAAUGUGUUGAUUCUCAGGAAUGGGAUAUCCAAUCUCUAGCCAUGUGCUUUCAGCAAGAGGCACUAACUGAAAACAGUGACUGAGGCAUGGUUGGCGUUUACAAAUCCUGCAGGGCAGUUAGCCUCAAAGUAGAGAGUUCUAGAGAAUGCUGCUAGGGAGAUGGGGAAAAGGGAUCUCUAACUCCUGGGAGAUUAUUUGGCAAGACUGUUGGGUCAGAGUAAGGACUAGGAGUCAGAUAACCUCAAGCCUGCUCCACCUCUGCUUCUCAGCAUGGGGAAAUUUAUAUCUUCUCUGUGGCUUAGUUUUCCAGUAGGUAAAAUGGGAAUAGUUCACCUAUCUGUAGAGCAACUUUCACUCGAGGCAAAUGGUGCUGGAAGUGCCACUGUGACAGUGGUUAAAUUAUACACUACAUUUAACCCCAAACAGCUUCUCAUGGGCAGUUUGCAUGGAUUAAUGGCUAGUAAUGGUACCAUAACCCAUCUUAAUACAUAAAAUACAAAAUCUGGAGGAAAUUCCAUAUAAUCAGUAGAUCUGUCACAGUCGCUUUCUGCAAUAAACCUUGGAAUAGAAGAAACACAUAAGGAACAAGUAACAAUAUUGUGUUAACUUCCAAAUGGUUAGGAGGAAACGUGCUCAAGUGCUUUCCCGUGGUAAAGAGUAAAUGUUCUGUCCCUGAAAAUCCUCUAUCCUCACCUACCUCUGUGUGAGCCAUUAAAGUAUCUCAGGAUAGACUGUAACCAGAAGGAAUUAUUCUGGGACCAGUGCCUUAGUGCAGGCGAUUCUUUAAAGGAUGGAGUACAGGACUUGGUUUUGAGCACACUAAUCCUAAUCAACCAAAGGAUUCUGACCCAGGCAUAAGCAAAUGCUGGAGUAGUCCUAUUGCAGUCGCAGCACUGCUCACCUGCUCAUCUUUCAGCCUGUGACUAAAUUGCUUUGCUAGACCCUGGCAAAGUUCACACCACUGUAGUGGACUGAAUCCUUAGUGUGGCUCUUCACACCAAUUUAAAAAGCAAACUGGUAUUCCCACGCAGAAAGCAUCUUGUAAGGCUUAAGUGGUUAUAUGAUGGGAAGUCUGACUCUGUCUUGGGUUCCAGCAUUUCAUGCUAAGCAUUUGUUCCUCUUGUUCUGCAUUUCUUUUUACAAAUAAAGUAAGGACCAGAUUU
Molecule: messenger RNA, 3680 nt
Organism: Alligator sinensis (Chinese alligator)
Lineage: Eukaryota; Metazoa; Chordata; Crocodylia; Alligatoridae
Gene: INPP5E
Product: inositol polyphosphate-5-phosphatase E
Exons: 10
Biological process (GO): phosphatidylinositol dephosphorylation
Molecular function (GO): inositol-polyphosphate 5-phosphatase activity
Source: RefSeq, a predicted model, not a curated record